AUGGCCAACACACUUUUGAUCGAAGGCUCAUUCGAGGAGUUGAGCGAGGAGCUCGCCGUCUACAUUGACGGACUCAGCCAGUCGUCGGUGCAGUCAGAGGUUGCGCCGCUGCUGAAGGAGGGCAACAAGGUCGAUGCGCUCAAGAAGAUUGUCACCGCCAGCAGUGCCCUGAACAGCGCCCCCGAGAGAGAAUUCGUCGCCGCAUACAACCUCCUCGUGCACCUGGUACACCAGUCCGGAAGCCCCGACAUUUUCCUGCCCAAACUCUGCCAGAACGUGUCUGCGCCCAUCACCUCUUCGCCGCACAACGGCACCGGCCUCGCCCUCAACGUCCUCUCCACAAUCUUCAACACCCUCUCGCCCGAGCAAGAGAGCCGGUACCAUGUUCUGCUGGCCAUCCUCAAGAUUGUGCGCAACAACAGCACUUUCGACCAGUUGACCCCCCAACUCGCCCAGCUGGAGUCAUGGCUGCAGGCCUGGGACAUGGACGCCGCCGACCAGCGCAAGCUGUACCUUGCCGUCAGCGACGUGGCCACCGAAGCCAGCGAGGACGAACAAGCAUACCAAUACCUGCUCAAGGCCCUGCGCACCAUCCAGUCGCAAGCAGACGCCUCCUCGGACGACGCANAAGCCCUUUCCGUGCGCGCACUCAAGCAAGCCCUCGUCUCGCCCUCGCACUUUGACUUCCACGACUUGACUCAACUCGACUCCAUCCAGGCCCUGCGCUCCGCCGAGCCCGUCUGGUUCGAGCUGCUCGAAAUCUUCAACGCCCAGCAACUCGACGACUUCCGCGACUUCAACGAGGCAAACCCUGAUUUCUUGAGCAAGGCUGAGCUCGACACUGCCGCUCUGGAGCGCAAGAUGCGUCUGCUCACCCUCGCCAGCAUCGCAGCCUCAGCAUCCCAAUCCCGCACCCUGCCCUACGAGCACAUCACAAAGGCCCUCCAGAUCCCCGCCGAAGACGUCGAAAUGUGGGCCAUCGAUGCCGUGCGUGUCGGCUUGGUCGAAGGCAAGCUCUCCCAGCAGGAAAAGACCUUCCUCAUUCACCGCACCACCUACCGCGUCUUUGGCGAGAACCAGUGGCGCGAGGUCGCUUCCCGCCUCGACAUGUGGCGUUCCUCUCUGCAGGGUGUUCUCCGUGUCGUCCGCCAGGAAAAGGAAAACUACAUUCGUGACCGUGAGGCCGAGCUCCGUGAUGCGGAUAACCGUGACAAGGGCAAUGGCUACAGGCCCAACAAGCAGUACAGAAACGCCGUCGAGGUCGAGUAG
Messenger RNA from Aureobasidium vineae, 1269 nucleotides. The record is from the annotation of a GenBank genome assembly. NCBI's taxonomy places the organism in Eukaryota, Fungi, Ascomycota, Dothideomycetes, Dothideales, Saccotheciaceae.